Molecule: messenger RNA, 419 nt
Organism: Populus euphratica (Euphrates poplar)
Lineage: Eukaryota; Viridiplantae; Streptophyta; Magnoliopsida; Malpighiales; Salicaceae
Product: 60S ribosomal protein L39
Exons: 3
Coding region: 109-264 (51 amino acids)
Biological process (GO): translation
Cellular component (GO): cytosolic large ribosomal subunit; ribosome
Molecular function (GO): structural constituent of ribosome
Source: RefSeq, a predicted model, not a curated record
CGCCAAGAAACCCAUGUAUAGAAGCCCUUAUAUCGACACUCUAGGGUAAGGGUUUUUCAUCAGUAACCAGACCCCGUAGCAGCAGAAGCCGAUCAGAAGCAAGCGAAAAUGCCGUCACACAAGACAUUUAGGAUCAAGAAGAAACUAGCAAAGAAGAUGAGGCAAAACAGGCCUAUCCCUCAUUGGAUUCGCAUGAGAACUGAUAACACUAUCAGGUACAACGCCAAGCGCAGGCACUGGAGAAGAACUAAGCUUGGAUUCUAAGGUGUUUUAGGUGCUUGGAAUAUCGGGAUUUGUUAAUUAAAUUCGGUUGUAAUUCGUUGGAGAUUUGAUAAGAAGAGAAUAGGAUUUGAUUUUGUUUUCUAUGGAACUCAUGGGAGUCCCACCUGAUAAAUCUUGCUAUGUUUGAAGUAUUGAUU